GUCCACUCCUGAGAAGAUUGUGUCAUUGCAUGAACACAUCUGAAUGCUCCAGACCUGCAAACUGCCACAACUUCUCGUUUUAUAGAGAGCAGUGAGAUGGACAGCGGGGAAGCUCACGCCCAGCGGCCGGUCACCUUGGACAUCGCCGUGGAGGAUGUAAACCAGGAAGUCUCAGCUCCGGCCCCUUCUGAGGCGACCAUAGGUCAGACUCCACCCACAGACGGCGGUUUGCCCCAGGAGGACAGCAUCGAUCUAGGUCGGGACUUUGCCACACCACAGGACGACAGCAGUGCCACACCCUCAGAGAGCCUCAUGGACAAGCUCAACGACCAGAUGAUGGAAAGCGUCAUGAUUUCUGAAUCGCCCAAUAACAGCGAGGAGGAUGACGUGGUGCCCAUCGAUUCUCUCCUGGAUGGAGGUGAGGAGGAGGAGAACGUAGCGGAGGGAAACCAAGAGGAGCAGAGCGAGAUCGGACAGAAUACGACUGAGAUUAAAGUUUCGGUGGAGGAGCAGGAGGAAGGAGGCUUGCAGGAAAAACCAGAGGAGCUGGCGACCAGCGCCGUUUCCCCGGGUGAGGUGAAGAGUCCGUCUGACAGUCGCAGCGAGGAAGCGGCACCGGAGAUCGCCAGAGCGACCAAACCGAAGGACGAGCCUGUCCCCGUGUGCACCAUAUUCAGCCAGGGCACCCAGCCCAAGUCUCUAGUGCCCGACGGCUUCCAGCCCACCCUCAUCAAGUCGCCCAGCUUCAGCAUGGGCGGCGGCGAAGACGUCGUGACGCCCAAUAAGAUGGGAGGGCCGCUUGUGUGCCAGCCUAGCCCGAGCCUCAGCAAGUUCUUCACAGAUAAUGGACAGACCAACCCGGCGUCCGACUUCUUCGACUCCUUUACCGCCCCCUCCUCCUUCAUCUCCGUGUCCAACCCCAAUGCGGAGAUCCCUCCAGGCUCCGCCCACGCACCCGAGCGCCAGCUCUCCUCCACCUCCUCCUCCAUCUCCACCCCCGGAGGGACCCUGGACUCUGGCGCUCCCACGCCGAGCUCAGCGUUCACCCCUGCUGAACCAUCCCCCAAGCUCCAGCCACCCACACCUCAAACAGCCUCGGCUCCAGGCUCCGCCCCCACCUCAGCUCCAGCUGCCCCACCACAGCCCUUCAACCAGCUGUUUUCAGGCAGCGACGACCCGUUCGCGACGGCGCUGAGCCUGAACGAGGCGGACAGGCGCCACGACGCCUGGCUGCCGUGCGAGGAGACCAGAAAGGUGCUAAUCUCCGUGGCAACGCAGCAGUACGGCCCCGCCUACUUGGAGAGCAGCAGACUGACCAUGCCAGGACUCAAGUUUGACAACCUGCAGGGCGACGCCGUCAAGGACCUCAUGCUCCGUUUCCUGGGAGAGGCGGCGGCCGCGAAGCGUCAGGUCCUCACAGCCAACUCCGUGGAUCAGUCCUUCAACGGCCUCAAACAGCUCAUUAGCAGUAAGAACUGGCGUGCCGCGGUGGAUCUGACGGCCCGGAUGCUGACGGCUCACGGUCAGGGAUACGGCAAAGCCGGCCAGCCGACCUCCCACACCACCGACUCGCUGCAGCUCUGGUUUGUGCGGCUUGCUCUGCUCACCAAGCUGGGCCUUUUCCAAAAUGCCGAGCUGGAGUUUGAACCCUUCGGCAACCUGGAUCAGCCGGACCUCUACUACGAGUACUACCCCACUGUGUACCCAGGCAGGAAAGGCUCCAUGGUGCCAUUCUCCAUGCGGCUGCUGCACGCCGAGCUCCCACAGUACCUGGCUAAGCCCCAGGAGGCCCUGGACCGCCUGCACCACCUCAAAACCGUCUGCCUCACCAUUCUGGAGAACCUGGAGACGGGCUCAGCCGAGGACGGCAGCAUGAUCACCUUAACGCAGGAGAACAGACAAGCGUCUUUAAAGCUGUGGAGGUCUCGCCUCAGCCGGGUCAUGUACUCCAUGGCCAACUGCCUGCUGCUGAUGAAGGACUACGUUCUGGCUGUGGACACCUAUCAGUCCAUCAUCCAGUACGAACCCCAGCAGAGGGCGCAGCUGCUCAGCGGCAUCGGACGCAUCUUCCUACAGAUCGGAGACGUUAAAACUGCAGAGCGAUUCUUCCAGGAUGUGGAGAAGUCCGGCCAGGUGAAAGGCAGCCAGCAGGCUCUCGCCACAUGCGUGCUAAUGAACAGGGCCUUCGUCCACCUCAGUCAGAACAACUACGCCGAAGCACACGCCUCCUUCAUCGAAGUGCUAAAGAUCGACCCAAAGAACCCCGUGGCCAACAACAACGCGGCGGUGUGUCUGCUCUACCUGGGCCGCCUGAAGGAAUCGCUGGGCCAGCUGGAGGGCCUGGUGCAGCAGGACCCGGCGCAGUACCUGCACGAGAGCGUCCUCUUCAACCUGACCACCAUGUACGAGCUGGAGUCGUCCCGCAGCACGCAGAAGAAGCAGGCGCUGCUGGAGGCCGUCGCCUGCCGGGAGGGCGACAGCUUCAACACGCAGUGCCUCAAGCUGGUCUGAGAGGAGGAGGAGCUUAGUUUGACCUCCCAGGCACAAAACAGCUGGUUUUAUUGUCACUAAACAGAUGAAGGGCACCCAAUCAUCAUCAUCAUCCUCACGUUAACCCACAGGAGCAAAGCCUGCAGCAGCGUCCUCCAGCGCUGCACAACCACAACCCGAAAAUCGUGUCCUCACCCCCUCACCCCCCUCUGACUGCUGAAUCACACCAGAGCCAGUCUGUGUCUCCAGGUUCAACACACAGGUUUUUAAAAACAACAGAUCUGAGGGUAAAUAUGCAGAAUCUGCAGGAAAGAAGCUCGCCGGUUUCCAUUUGUAGUCCAUUUAACUGGACUACAAACUGGCCAACCAUGUUUGAGUCAAAGGUUAAAGAGGGAACAAAUUUACUGAAGCACAGACAUCAGAGACCUGCUCCUUUUUUUUUUUUAGUGGCGGCAGGAAGAAUUUUCAAAAUAAAAGCCCCAGUGCAGAGCAAAGUCCAGAAUAAAAUCCCACAUCGGUGUUUCCCUGGUCAGAUGGCAGGACGGCUUCAUGUUUAUCACACAUUUUAACUUUAAACGCCAGUUUAAUUCAGGCGUGGCAGGAAGUGCACCGGGACGAAUGUUUCCCACCUCGCCUUUUAAUUUGAAGUCUGAGCCCACUUUGUGUUUUGGGAGGAACAGACGGGACGCUGGGGGCGGGUUGUCAGAGACUCCAGCGGGCAUUAUCCUGAGGCGCUCUGCAGACCGGACAGCUUCAUUAACUGAGAUCGACCCGCUCGUGUUUAACAUGCACAUAUCAGCAGCAGGGUUUCCUUUGAGUCACCAAUUAUUGUAUUUAAGUGAUUUGUGUUUACUUCCUGUGCUGAUCAUAUUUAUGUAAAUGAAAUAAAAUGUGGUUUUAUGUGAAA
Messenger RNA from Oreochromis aureus, 3397 nucleotides. It is a transcript of the gene trappc12, whose product is annotated as trafficking protein particle complex 12. Bases 97 to 2511 code for a protein of 804 amino acids. The transcript has 12 exons. NCBI's taxonomy places the organism in Eukaryota, Metazoa, Chordata, Actinopteri, Cichliformes, Cichlidae. Gene Ontology annotation, molecular function: protein binding. The record is from RefSeq and is a predicted model, not a curated record. Gene Ontology annotation, cellular component: TRAPP complex; Golgi apparatus.